AUGGUUGUCGGUGCUCUCUGCCGUGUGGUGUCGCUGGUCCCGGAGUUUCUACUGACAAACUGUCUCCAGCAACCGGUCUACCUGCGACAAGAUCGGACGCAGGGACCUCUUGUCGAGGUGAAGCCAGGGGAAACACACCCAGUGUAUUGGCCUCAGCAGGAGCUGCCGCAGCAUCUACAGUUCGUUGUUGGGCGCUGCAGCCCUAGCGGCUGGUCAGGGCCUGUGGUGGCCAGCGAGGAAACCGCAGGCAGGACGUGGGUGGCUGUCCCAUCGAGCAGCCCCAAGCCUACGCAGCCAGAUGUGUAUGCCGUCGAUGUUGCCCCUGAAGGGGGAGCCAAGAGCAUCGCCAUACGGGCAUCAGAUACCGGGGGGGCAUUCGUAGUCCGCAAUUGCUGUCCAACUGUGCAGCGCGUGAUGGUGCAUACAUUCCACUCCGAGAUGAACAGCAGUAGCAGCAGCAGGCAGACAGGGCGGCCCCCUGAGGCAGACUGCCAUUUCUUUGCGCAUGAGGGACAGUCUGUCGUAUAUGGGUGGCCCUUCCCUUUCCUGUACAAAUCCAGGCCGGUAAGCAACAACAUCAGCACAGGCAGCAACAGCAACAGUGCAAGCAGCCGCCACCACCAGCCUACCAAAGACAGAAGCUCCACAAGCGGCCACCCCAACAGCAGCAACACUGGCACUAGCAGCAACGCCACAUGCAACAACGCGAGCAGCACGAACACCAAGCGCAUGAACCGCACAGACAGGAGCAACAACUAG
Eimeria maxima is the source of this 759-nucleotide messenger RNA. RefSeq names its product Chromosome III, complete sequence, related. The coding region runs from base 1 to 759 and encodes 252 amino acids. The transcript is spliced from 4 exons. The record is from RefSeq and is a predicted model, not a curated record. Lineage: Eukaryota; Apicomplexa; Conoidasida; Eucoccidiorida; Eimeriidae.